This is a messenger RNA of Rhagoletis pomonella (apple maggot), 623 nucleotides long. RefSeq lists its product as uncharacterized. Bases 5 to 436 code for a protein of 143 amino acids. Gene Ontology annotation, molecular function: zinc ion binding; nucleic acid binding. Lineage: Eukaryota; Metazoa; Arthropoda; Insecta; Diptera; Tephritidae. The record is from RefSeq and is a predicted model, not a curated record. The transcript has 2 exons.
UCGUAUGUUGAAGGAACGAAUUGUCAUUGGUGUGCAUGACAAGAAGUUACAAUUGAAGUUAUUGGAAGGAAAGGAUGAGUCAUUGCAGAAAGUCAUUGAAACGUGCCAGAUGUAUGAGGCUGCAAAUGCACAUAAGGCGUUGUUGAACACAACUAGUCAAACAAGUGUUAACAGUGUGGCUGAACAGGAGCCAAAGGAAACAGUCAACGCAGUAGCACGUCGUUGCUAUAACUGUGGUGGCGAUUUCGCAGCAAGGCAUUUGGAAACAUGCAAAGCUAGAGAUAUCAAUUGCCGAUCAUGUGGACGCAAAGGUCAUUUCCAACGUUGGUGCAAAUCAAAAGGAAAGCAAACGGGCAACAAAGGAACGAAACCGGACAGCAGCUAUAAUCAUGUAAAACAACAGCAACACUCCCUCAACUGGGAAGGCACAGAAUAAAUUCAAACUAUGUUGGAAAUGAGAGGAAGCGAUGGUACAAGGAAUACCGAAUAGCGAAUAAAUUGGUUAGGUUUAAGCUUGAUACAGGAUCGGAUGUGGACUGCAUUCCGGCCAGGAUAUUUAAAACUUUUGGAAUAAGAUUAGAAAACAAAAAUGAAAAUUAUUCGGUUUAUGAUUAUAAUGGAAA